Molecule: messenger RNA, 576 nt
Organism: Dracunculus medinensis (Guinea worm)
Lineage: Eukaryota; Metazoa; Nematoda; Chromadorea; Rhabditida; Dracunculidae
Source: the annotation of a GenBank genome assembly
UUGAUCUAUUGGAAGAAUGUGAAAAAUUCGGCUACUGUCUUAUCACUUAGUUUGCUAGCACUUAUAAUUGUUGCAAAAUAUUCGUUUAUUUCGCUGAUAAGCCAUGUCGCUAUUGGAGUACUUAUUGCUUUCUUUGCGUUUCGACUAUAUAAAUUCAUUGAAUGUCAAAUACAGAAGAAAGACGACGUUAAUCCAUUCGAAAGUUAUUUGAAUGAGGAAAUUCAGCUUCCUUAUGAUCGAAUCCACCAACAAAUUGAUACGCUUAUUGAACAUCUACAAAUAAUUUUUGUACAACUUCGUCGUCUCUUUUUAAUUGAACAAGUAUCUGACAGUAUAAAGUUUUUUUUGUUAUUAUGGUCACUGACAUACAUUGGUGAAUGGUUCUCCGCAAUCUUAUUGCUUGGCGUGUUUACCUUACCAAAAGUGUAUCAAGUACACCAUGAAAUAAUCGACCAUUAUUUUGCAGUUAUCAAGGCACAUGUUGAUCACGCUAUUGAAUUGUAUCAUUUUUCUUUAUUUCUUUUUUUUGUAUUUGCAUUUAUCUAUCUCAUAUCAAUCUUAUCAGCCUUUUAUUAA